Molecule: messenger RNA, 1503 nt
Organism: Blepharisma stoltei
Lineage: Eukaryota; Ciliophora; Heterotrichea; Heterotrichida; Blepharismidae
Source: the annotation of a GenBank genome assembly
AUGGACCAACCAAGAACGCCCAAAAGGGCUGAAACAAGAGAAGAGCCUCAAAUAUCUGCAGCAGCAAGAGAAAAAGCCGAAGCCGCCAAAGCUUUCAUCGCUGAAAAAUACUCCAAGAAAAAGCGUGAAGAUACUGAAAAUCGCGAAUAUUGGGACGAAAUAAACAAAAGAAUGGUUGAGCUUAAUCUUUCUGAAACCGAGCAGAGAAUGGUUAGAGAAGAAAUCAUGCACAAAGAAGCUGAGCGACUUCGGAGCUUGCGGGCACGUACAAGCAUUUUUGAUUUUGAACCGAUCACAAUCAUAGGCCGCGGCGCCUUUGGAGAAGUUAGAGUUGUCCGUCACAAAUCUUCAGGAGAAAUCCUCGCUUUGAAGAAAAUGAACAAAACUGAAAUGAUCCGAAAAAACCAAAUCCAGCAUGUGAGGGCUGAAAGAAAUGUAUUAGCCAAAGCUAAUAAUCCAUGGAUUGUUGAGCUGAAAUACUCUUUUCAAGAUGAAAAAUACUUGUAUUUAGCAAUGGAAUACCUGCAAGGGGGUGAUUUGAUGACUGUUUUGAUUAAAAGAGAUAUCCUUCCUCAAGAUGAGGCCAAAUUUUAUAUUGCUGAGAUGGUUUUAGCUGUAGAGUCUGUGCACAAACUAAACUAUAUACAUAGAGAUAUCAAACCAGAUAAUGUCUUGAUUGGUAGAGACGGCCAUAUAAAACUAUCUGACUUUGGGCUUUGUAAAUUAAGUGAUAUCCAGACGGAUAAUUUGUAUUCAAAUUUAAACAAGCUAGAAGACGAAGCUAAAGCAAAGCAGUAUAUGGAAAGGCGAACAGACUAUAAGAGAAACCGAGCCCUGGCUUACUCAACUGUAGGCACUCCUGACUAUAUAGCUCCAGAAGUGUUUGGAAGAGGAGGGUAUACUGAAACAGUUGAUUGGUGAAGCGUUGGUGUUAUUUUAUUUGAAAUGGUCGUGGGGUAUCCUCCUUUCUUUUCAGACGAGCCAUCUAUAACUUGUCAAAAAAUCUUGCAUUGGAGAAACAUUUUGUCAAUACCAAGAGAAGCGAACUUGAGACACUCCACUUGUGAUUUGAUAAGAAAGCUUGUAUGUGAUGCUGGAGAUAGGCUUGGAUCUCAUGGAGUUGAAGAAAUCAAAGCACAUCCUUUCUUUAAUGGAAUAGACUGGGAAAAUAUGAGAAGCACAAGGGCACCAUGAAUCCCUGAGGUAUUUUAUAUUUAGCUAAGAAAUGAUUAUGACUCAUCAAAUUUCGAUAAUUUUGAUGAAGUUGAGCCGUUUUAUCCGCCACAAGAGUCAAGGAAGAAAAAAGGGAAAAAAGACAGCAACUUUAUCAAUUAUACUUAUAAGAAAGAAGAUGAAGACCGAGCAGCUAUAUUGAUUAGUGCUUUGAAUGAACUUGAGGCCAUUAAAAAAACGCACUCUAGCUCAAGGCAGGAGAAUUCUCCAUCACAAGGAAGUUACCCAAAAAAGCUCAUGUUAAGCUCUCAAGAACUCUAUUCAGAUUAA